CUCACUGUUGAGCUUCCGUUCUGCCGACUUAAACGUCCCGUACUGAUUGCUUUUAGGUUAUGGAUUCGCUAUCGUCUAGAUAGCGUGGAGGGAGAUACAGGACUAAAUAUGAGAAGUAUUUCGCAGCUUCGGAUGACCCUGAUAAGAGCCGGUAAAACAAGAAAUUCCAACCAUAUGAGAAAAUAUAACCAGCUGCGAGCACGCAAUAAUUAUUGUGUUCCUCCAGCUCAUUCAAGGAGUCAUGGCAUGCUGAAUCUUGGGACGUAGAUUGAGAAGGGUCGAGCUCCCUCUCGCGCAUUAUAAAAGUGUUCAGAAAUCCUCGAUCACUUAGAAUAUUUUUGUAAUGAGGCACAAGAACAUUGCACUCACUACUCUCAAUACUCCUAAGUUAUCAAGUCUGAUAGAUAUUCACUUAUACUUCCAAUACCCAUAACUUAUCAAGUCUGAGAAAUCAUCAUACUCUCAUCAUGGAUUCACUCGCUGAGGAGAUAUGCCUUGAAAUCGCCCAGCACUUAAGCUACGAGGACCCGCAAGCCGUCCUCGAUCUUCGCCUAGUCAACAGGAAGUGGUGUCGUGUCGCUACUCCAUGCGUCGGUAUCUGCGUCCCUAGAUACGAUGAUCCUCUCCCUGGUCUUUUUAACCCACUGACCAAACUGACCUUGGGACUCGGAGAGAGACCCGAACUCGCUGGAUUCAUCAGGGAAGUAGUCCUUAAGAAGCAGUAUAUCCUGUGGGGCCACGUCCCUCUAGCAACCAACUCCCCGGAUCAGCAUUUCCUUCACAAUUCCCUCUCCGCACUUAAUCAAGCAUCAACUAUCCCUAAGGAACUUCAAGAAAACAUCGUUUCGAGAUUGUUGCCUACUGACGCGGAUGAGGCGCACCUCGCAUUUAUCCUUGCGAUGUGCCCCAAGCUCGAGCACAUCCGCAUCCCCUACAUGUCGGGGGACUGCACCUCGCGAAUUCGUCGAGUCAUCCGCUGUGCUCGCGAACAACUCUUGCUUCAAGCAAGUCGUCCCUAUCCUCUAAUCACCCCUCCUACACUCCUUUGUCAUCUAAGGACACUCCACCUUGAGUCCUACACCCAUGGCUUCUCCGUUGCAAACGCCCUCGACAUGCUCACGCUGCCCAAGCUCGAACACCUUACUCUCGGUAACUUGGGCGAUGAGCCAAUCAUCACAGACGAAGCCGAGGAAAAUGCGCUCCCAGCCAUAACCCCCCUCCCCAAACCAGCCCUAGGCCACUACUCAACCAACCCCAUCGACCUCUCUUUCCCGUCCUGCCACCUAAGCCCCGCCGGUCUAAUGACAAUCCUGAACGCGUGCGCACACCUGCAAACCCUCUACAUCAAACUCCGCACACGCAACAACACGCAGCAAGCGCCCACCUUCGCACAACCCAUCCUCUACAACGGGCAAACCCUACACUUCCUGCACCUAGACACGACCUCCUUCCCCUCCGGCCUAUCCCAAGACCCCAACGACACCACCCACGAAACCUCCCACCACCUCCUCUCCGUCAUCUCCGAGAUGCAAUCUCUAGCCUCCCUAAUCAUCUCCCGUCGCGACUUCGAUGAAAUCUCGGACCUCGAGUCCAACAUCCCCGAGUCGUUAAAGGAGAUUUUAAUUAUCGAGACGUAUCAAAACGCGGACGAAGUAGAGCAAUUCCGCCGUUUAGUCCGCGGUCCACGAACGCGGGGUUUGAUGCGCGUGGCUUGUCUCCCGCAUACGCUGAAUUGUAUGGAGGGCUGGAAGGACUUGUCGGAGAUUUGCAUGAUGCUCCGACAGGUCCCGCCUCGAUGGAUGUUGGAGGAGUUUGGGUGUGUUGUCUACGAGGCGUGAUGCCUACCUACCUAGACAAGGUAGUGGAUGGAUGGGAGGGUGGGAGAAGGAAGCGAGUAGGCCGGUAAUGUCGGGGGAACGAAGUGUUACCGAGGCGUACUGAAUUGCCUUGAUUUGAUUUGCGAUGUUUUUCUAAGGGACAAGUCGCUCAUGUAGCUUGAUAGUCCAUUGUUCGGUAUUAGCGUUGUGUUCUCAGUUAGCGCAGGUUAGAAAAAAAAGUAGUGAUAGGGAUAACUAUUCCAAUCACUCGAAAUGAUAAAACACUUAAAAAUUUUGGAAUCGAAAUGUCUUAUAUUCGUUCCAUUGCAGACUGAGUCUGAUUGUGAAUGCUUUAUAAAAC
Hypoxylon trugodes is the source of this 2178-nucleotide messenger RNA. RefSeq lists its product as uncharacterized. Lineage: Eukaryota; Fungi; Ascomycota; Sordariomycetes; Xylariales; Hypoxylaceae. The record is from RefSeq and is a predicted model, not a curated record. The transcript has a single exon. The coding region runs from base 468 to 1838 and encodes 456 amino acids.